AAAUUGGUAUCUUGUCUUAACAGGACGAUGGACACACACAUGACCAUCCAGGGGCUGAAACACGACACCACCUAUGACAUCAGAGUCCAGGCGUUCACCAGUAGAGGAGGGGGACCCUUCAGUCCUAGUAUACAGAGCAGGACAACAUCUACCUCACCUGCGUUUGCCACAAGCUUCGGCGUCAAAGCCGUCAUGAAAACAUCAGUCCUGCUCACGUGGGAAGUGCCAGAAAACUACAAGUCCCAAGUGCCUUUCAAGAUCCUGUAUAACCAGCAGAGUGUGGAGGUACAGGGGAACCUGAAGAGGAAGUUGAUCACCCGACUACAGCCUGAUACAGACUACAGCUUUGUGUUGAUGACCAGAGGAAACACAGCUGGCGGUCUGCAGCAGCAGGUGUCCAUCAGAACCGCCCCAGACCUCCUGAAGACUAAACCUGUCCUCUACUCUACUCAGCACAACCAGGAGGGGAAGCUCACUAUAGACCUGCCUAAAGUACAACCUACUAGUCAAGUCAGAUGGUACUACAUCGUGGUGGUGCCUGUGUCCCCGUCGUCGUCACGGCGAUGGGAGAACCCCGACGAGAUGGACCUGGAGGAGCUGUUGGAGUCAGGCGAGGGUCCUGUCGUGCGUCGCAGGCGCCAGGUCGAGCCCACGCGGCCGUACAUCGCCGCCAAGCUGCCCUCCCUGCCCGCUACGUUCACCCUGGGAGAUGAGAAGAAUUACAACGGCUUCUACAACCGUCCCCUGCCGGGUCACCAGCGCUACUUGGCCUUCAUACUGGCUGCACUGAAGGAGCAGGACACGGACAACAGUGGCAAACAUGUACGAA
This is a messenger RNA of Oncorhynchus masou masou (cherry salmon), 829 nucleotides long. RefSeq names its product receptor-type tyrosine-protein phosphatase F-like. The record is from RefSeq and is a predicted model, not a curated record. Gene Ontology annotation, biological process: RNA processing. Gene Ontology annotation, molecular function: adenosine deaminase activity; protein binding; RNA binding. The annotation marks the transcript as partial. The transcript is spliced from 5 exons. Lineage: Eukaryota; Metazoa; Chordata; Actinopteri; Salmoniformes; Salmonidae.